This is a messenger RNA of Rhea pennata, 1584 nucleotides long. RefSeq names its product chromosome 28 C2orf68 homolog (gene C28H2orf68). The transcript is spliced from 4 exons. The coding region runs from base 236 to 964 and encodes 242 amino acids. The record is from RefSeq and is a predicted model, not a curated record. NCBI's taxonomy places the organism in Eukaryota, Metazoa, Chordata, Aves, Rheiformes, Rheidae.
UGCCCGUUGGCGGCGCUGUGGCGCAUGCGUGCCGGCGCCUGGGCGGCCGGCGGGGCUUUUAAAGACACAGAGUCCCUUUUUCUGCCGGGCGUGGUGUGCAGCGCCGUGCAUCCUCUGGAGCCCGGCUCCGGGGACAGUCCUGGCCGCUCCUCGCCACCGCCCCCCCCUGCCGGUGCCCGCGUGGAGGAGGCUCCGGGGGACGGCGGCGGCGGGCCGGUCCCCGCAGCGGCGGCCGAUGGAGGCGGGCGCGGGCUGGCGCUGCCGGCCGGGCGGGCGGCUCGACAUGAGCCACGGCUUCGUGCGCCACAUCCGCCGCAACCAGAUCGCCAGGGACGCCUACGAGCGGGCGGUGCGGCAGGCCCGGGGACGGGCACGGAAGCGCCACACGCCGGCCCCGCCGCGGCCCCGCCGCCCCGACCAGCAGGUCUACCGGCCCCGCGGUCCCGAGGGGGUGGCACCGAGCCCGGGCGAGAGCAGCGCGGGUGCCACCGCCGCGGAUGCCCGCGGGCCCCGGCUCUUCUGCCUCGAGUACGAGGGGGACGACGGGAGCAUCACUGCCGUCAUCGUGCACCAGGAAGCGAAAGCGAAAGUGGCGCCACUGCUUCCCGGUGCUCACCAUGGCUCCGAGAACUCCGGGAAUGGGACCGCUCCGGAGGACGGCGGCAGCCGGAUCUGCCUGGACGUGCCGCCGCGGCCCGCCCCAGGGGCCUCCCCCCUCCCCCCCCCCGGCAGGAGGAACCCGCCAGGCCCGGUCCUGGUGCCACGGGAAGCCUCCCCACUUCCCCCCGCACACACCCCUCACCCCCCCCCCCCCCAGAGGCACCCCAGACCCCUAGGUCCUGCCUGGAAAUGUGGGUGCCCCCGGACACCCACCAAGCCUAGAGACACGGGUCUCACCAGCCCGGAUGCCUGGGCUCCCUCUGCCCCCUCCAUCUCAGAAACAUGGGUCUGCCCCCAACACUAGGUGCCACCCACACACCAGGCCUGGACCCCUGGGGUCCUCCCCCCACCCAGCCCCACAGAAGAGUGAUCCCCCCCCCAAACACCUGGAUCCACCCAGCACCACCAGAAAUGUAGGUGCCCCCGGUCUAGACCCCCAGGUGCCCCCCUCUACCCCGCAGGGAGGUGUGGGGCGGCCGUCCCUCCCCCCACCCUCAUCCCCUAACUGAGGCGCGGGCCCCCGGCAUGGCGCCGACUGACACACUGCGUCCUUUGUCCCCACCCGGCGCCAGCUGCCCUCCUGGCACGGCUCCCCCCGGCGCGGCGCAGUGCGGCACGGUGCCCGGCAGCCCCACACACGCCUCUCGUCCGGACUCGCUGUAUUGCCCGCGGACACGGGGAAACACAAGGAGACAGUGGCAGGGGGGAGGCACAGCACCCGGGCACCCGCCAGGCACCUUGGCCUCCCCGAAGGCACGCGCGGUGGACGCCUGGCAUGGCGCCUCUAGGUGGGGAUGACGCCCGUGGCGAGGAGGAUGAUGAGGAUGAGGAUGAUGGCGCCCACGAGGCCAAGGAUGAGCAGCAGCUUCAGGUUCUUCCACCAGUACUUGCGGGCCACCUUCUGCGACGUUGUCUUGAAAUGCU